UUUUUUGUUUUAUAUUUUUUGUUUUGCAUAUAUAUUUUUAGUAUUAUUAUUUAUCUGCACCUAAUAAAAAUGACACUCGACAGUACAGCCCAGGACACCCGCGAUAUCUACCAAAAGUGCGCCGAAUACAAGCAGCGCUCGCCGCACCCUUCGCGACCCCAUAUUUCAACGACAGUCAAUCCAGCGGCAUGGCUGGAGAUCCAUGGCCUUUUCAAAUUGCUGAAGCGCGAUGACAGCACUGAAAAUAACGACGAACUUGUACCAGAACAAUGCGAGGCACUCGGAUGCCUGUGCAUGUUUGUGCGCAAUGCCAUGGCCAUGGACAGGACCAACCAGGAUACAGCCAGCAGGGCCGGAAUAUCAGAAGACAUCAGGAACACAAUAUUUAGCAUGAUUGCUCUGGAGCUUGAGUACCCCGAGGCAAUGAAAUGCGCCACGGCAGCCGCCCAAGCGCUGUCCAACAUGGUCACUGGAAACAAGGCACAGCAGCAGAAGCUGAUUUGCGAUGAGCUGGCACCUGGAGGUCGCGCUGGUGCCGAAACUAUAUUCUGGAGUCUACUUACAUCGAUAAACAGCCAAACGAAUAUGGCCGGGCUCAUGCUACUGUUGAACAGCCUCAAGGGCGAUCCCGAUCUUACCAAAAUGCUGUGCUCUGUGAAGCCUGGCCUGCUGGUUGCCCGCAAGAUUGGCGAGCUGUUCGGCGACAACGAGGACGACGAAUCGGACGUGAAAACUAUGCUCUAUGUGAUACUCAGCCAGUUUAUUGAAUUUGGCUGCCUAGCACAACUGCUGAAAGACGCGCCAUCAUUGGAGAUGUACGGGCUUCUUGAUGCCCUGGCUGUAUACUGCAAUGAGAAUACAUGCGCGGAAGAUCGCGCUAUGGUUGCCAGCAGCAGUGCGCUGUUCAAAUCGUUCGGUGUCAUUUUAAAGCAGGUAGGCUCGGUGCUAGAGAGUGUCUGGAUCGGUGCUGAUGGUGACGGGAGCGACAGCAGCGAUAAUUCUAGCAGGGUGGAGGUGAGCAAGGUGGUUUCCGCGCACCGGUGCAUCGCCGCGACUCUAUCCGCUCUCGGGUCGUUAACAACGGACUGUAGCCCCGAGACUGUUGCCAUGAUGAUUGAGCACAAUGUGUUGUCCCAGGUUACCUCACUUCUUGGUUUGUUAAGCAUGCACCUGCCGCGAAUCGAAAACGCCAGCGCGCUACAAAAAAGCAGGGAGGAGGGCAUAGAGGAUGGAUCCAGCAUCAGUAGGCUAUUUAUGUUCAAGCGUGACCUUAUUUGUAUUAUCGGCAACGCUGCGCACAAGAACAACGAUGCCCAAAAUCUGAUCCGUGACCUUGAUGGGCUAGCUCUGGUGCUUGACCACAUGAAGAUUGAUGACAACCAUCCGUUUAUCAAGGAGUAUGCUGUGGUCGCGCUGAGGAGCCUGUUGGACAACAAUUCUGCCAACCAAGAGUUUGUGCGUAGGAUGGACGCUCGCGGAGCCACUCAGACUCCGGCCUCAGCAUUAGCUGGCAUUCAGCAGGCCGAUGUCGAUGUCGAUGUCGAUGCUAACGCCCAUCACGAUCACAAUGUGUGACAAAAUUUUGGGUGCUUUUUGUGUCAAAAAUCUGAUUUAAUUUUCGUUGAUAUUAUAUUUUUUCUUGUGCAGUUCAGCUUAAAAAGUUUUGACGACUGAUGAAGGAGAAUAAAACCAUUUUAAGCACUGC
Messenger RNA from Kickxella alabastrina, 1705 nucleotides. RefSeq names its product spinocerebellar ataxia type 10 protein domain-containing protein. The transcript has a single exon. The record is from RefSeq and is a predicted model, not a curated record. NCBI's taxonomy places the organism in Eukaryota, Fungi, Kickxellomycota, Kickxellomycetes, Kickxellales, Kickxellaceae. Bases 70 to 1575 code for a protein of 501 amino acids. Gene Ontology annotation, cellular component: cytosol.